Chaetura pelagica (chimney swift) is the source of this 6403-nucleotide messenger RNA. RefSeq names its product myosin XVI (gene MYO16). The record is from RefSeq and is a predicted model, not a curated record. Gene Ontology annotation, cellular component: perinuclear region of cytoplasm; nucleoplasm; myosin complex. Lineage: Eukaryota; Metazoa; Chordata; Aves; Apodiformes; Apodidae. The transcript is spliced from 37 exons. Gene Ontology annotation, biological process: phosphatidylinositol 3-kinase/protein kinase B signal transduction; neuron projection morphogenesis; negative regulation of G1/S transition of mitotic cell cycle. Gene Ontology annotation, molecular function: protein phosphatase binding; ATP binding; actin filament binding.
CACGUGCAGUAGUCAUGGUUCAAGACGCACAGAGGUUUAUCGUAACUCCAGCAGUCGGGUGAGGAUGACUUGGAAGCCUCUGCAAGAUCCUGGAACAGACACCACGUUAAAUAAUGUAUUCUGAGGUAUACCAGAUACCUGAGGAAGGGCUCUAAAUAAUGCAUUUUCUGGGCAUGACAGUUGUAGCAGAAGAGAAUGUUGAAACCUGUGGAAAGACUACAGCCUGAAAUGAAAGAAUGUCUCAUUACCAUUUUAUCAAAUGCUGCUGUUUCCAGCUAUGUAAUGUUUUCCGGUCCCAUGAGAUGGAAAUUGAGCAGUGCUUGCUGGAGUCCCUCCCUCUCGGCCAGCGGCAGCGGCUGGUGAAGCGGAUGCGCUGCGACCAAAUCAAAGCAUAUUAUGAACGAGAAAAAGCCUUCCAGAAACGGGAGGGCUACGUGAAAAAACUGAAACAUGGAAAGAGCCAUCGAGUUCGUUUUAAUCUGGCUGAUAUGAUACAGGAUGCAAUCAUACGUCAUGAUGAUAAAGAAGUGCUACGGUUAUUGAAGGAUGGUGCUGACCCUCAUACAGUUGUUUCCUCAGGAGGCUCCUUGCUCCAUCUGUGUGCCCGCUACGAUAAUGCAUUUGCUGCAGAAAUUCUAAUUGACAGAGGAGUAAAUGUAAAUCAUCAAGAUGAGGAUUUUUGGACUUCAAUGCAUGUAGCCUGUGCAUGUGAUAAUCCUGAUAUUAUCCUGCUGCUCCUACUAGCUGGAGCAAAUGUGCUGCUGCAGGAUGUUAAUGGAAACAUUGCACUUGAUUAUGCCAUAGAAGGGACUGAAUCUAGCAGCAUCCUUCUGAUGUACUUGGAAGAAAACGGCGUGGAACUGAAUUCAUUGCGCCAAAUGAAAAUACAGAGACCUAUGACAAUGCUUACAGAUGUCCGACAGCUCAUAGCAAGUGGAGGAAGUGUGAAUCAAAAGAAUGAUGAAGGAGUUACCCUGCUGCACGUGGCCUGUGCUAAUGGAUACAAGAAUGUUGCAUCUCUGAUACUGGAACAUGGGGCUGAUCUCAAUGUAGUGGAUAAUCAGUAUUGGACACCCCUACAUUUAGCUGCAAAGUAUGGGCAGACAAACCUUGUGAAGCUGCUUUUGAUGCACUGGGCAAAUCCCAAUCUUCUUAACUGCAAUAAUGAAAAGCCUUCAGAUGUUGCAGCUUCUGAGUUUAUUGCGGAAAUGCUUCUGAAGGCUGAAAUUGUUUGGGAUGAAAAAAUGAAAGACCCUUUAGCUGUUUCUACUUUAUCUCAAGAAGAGCCAUAUGAAGAGAUCAUCCGUGAUCUGCCCAGAAUUACCAAUAAACUCAAUCCCUUGGCUUUACCUAUUGCCAAGCAGGACAGUUUGCUGGAGAAAGACACCAUGUUUAAAGAUGCAGCUAAAGGUUUAUGUAAGCAGCAAUCUCAAGACAGUGCAUCUGAAAAUGUCACUGUGAACACUACAACCAAACUUGAACAGAUUAAGCUGAUGCCUCCAGCCCCAAAUGAUGACCUAGCUUCCCUGAGUGAGCUAACAGACAGCAGCCUGCUUUAUGAGAUUCAGAAACGUUUCAAUAAUAACCAGAUAUAUACCUACAUUGGUGAUAUACUGUUGCUUGUUAAUCCAUUUAAAGAACUUCCUAUUUAUUCUACCAUGGUCACCCAGCUUUAUUUGAGUAACUCUGGAAAACUGUGUUCCUCGCUUCCUCCACAUAUAUUUUCCUGUGCUGAAAGAGCUUACCACAUGCUAUUCCAGGAGCAGCGUCCCCAGUGCUUUAUCCUCAGUGGAGAAAGUGGUUCUGGGAAGACCGAAGCCUGCAAACAGAUAGUGAAGCACCUCACUUGUAGAGCCAGCUCUAGCAGAAACACCUUUGAUACAAAAAUGAAACAUGUAAACUGUAUCUUGGAGGCCUUUGGACAUGCUAAGACACCCUUGAAUGAUUUUUCUAGCUGUUUUAUAAAAUAUUUUGAGCUACAGCUUUGUGAGAAGAAAAAAGCAUUAGUUGCAGCUAGGAUUUAUACAUACAUGUUGGAGAAGUCUCGUGUCAUUAUGCAACCUCUCAACCAGAGUAAUUUUCAUGUUUUUUACUUGAUGAUGGAUGGGCUGUCUGCUGAAGAAAAAUACACCCUGCAUCUCAGUAAUUUGUCUGCACACAGGUAUCUAAGCCAGACUGUACUGGAAGAUACGAUGUUAACAGCCAACCCUCAAAACAGGGAGAAAUUAGCCAUACUAAAACAAGCUCUAGGUGCCAUGGGAUUCAAUAACCUGGAGGUGGAGAACCUGUUUGUAAUUCUCUCAGCAAUUCUGCAUCUUGGAGACAUACGCUUCACAGCUCUGACAGACGCUGAGACAGCAUUCGUGUCAGACCUGCAGCUACUGGAACAAGUGGCAGGGAUGCUACAGGUUUUACCAGAUGAGCUUGCUUCAGCCUUAACAACUGAUGUUCAGUAUUUUAAAGGAGACAUGAUUGUACGGAGACACACUAUUGAGAUUGCAGAAUUUUACCGAGAUCUCUUGGCAAAAUCUCUAUAUGGUCGUUUAUUUAGCUUUUUAGUCAACACAAUCAACUGCUACCUUCAAAAUCAAGAUGAGACUGGCAGUGACCAGGUAUUUGAAAUUGGAAUACUGGAUAUUUUUGGAUUUGAAGAAUUUCAAAAGAAUACUUUUGAGCAGCUGUGUGUCAACAUGACCAAUGAGAAGAUACACCAAUAUAUCAAUGAAGUGCUUUUCCUACAAGAGCAAGCAGAAUGUGUACAAGAGGGAGUUACCAUGGAAACGGUGUAUUCUGCUGGUAACCAUACUGCAGCCUUGGAUUUUUUCUUUCAGAAACCAUCAGGCUUUUUGUCAAUACUGGAUGAAGAAAGUCAAUCUAUUUGGUCAGUGGAACAGAGUCUGUCUAAGCGUAUUCAGUCUUACCUGGAUACAUUAGAUACAAAUACAGUCUAUUCCUCCACAAAAGAUGGAAAUGGUAACCUUGCCCCAAAGGAUCAGGGCUCCACCUUCACUGUUAUGCAUUAUGCUGGGAGGGUUACUUACGACGUUGCUGGUGCAAUAGAAAAAAAUAAAGAUUCCCUUUCACAAAAUCUUGUAUUUGUAAUGAAAACCAGUGAAAAUGUAGUCAUCAAUCAAUUGUUCCAGUCCAAACUGACACAAACUGGAUCACUUGUUCCACCAUAUCAUUCCCUUAAAAUCAAAGGAUGUAAAGCAGCUUUGCUGAGUAAAAAACCAUCAGUAGCGUGUGCAAGUGGAGAAGCAAAGAAAUAUAUUGAGCUCAGCAAGCUGUUGAAAAAGAAAGGAACAUCCUCAUUUCUUCAGAGACUGGAACGGGGGGGCCCAACCACUGUGGCAAUACAGCUCAGGAAAUCACUCACAGAUAUUAUUGGGAAGCUGCAGAACUGCACAGCCCAUUCUGUUCAUUGUAUAAAGCCUAAUAACUCCAAGUUGCCAGAUACUUUUGACAAUUUUUAUGUGUCUGCUCAACUCCAGUAUAUUGGUGUUCUAGACAUGGUCAAAAUAAUACGACAUGGAUACCCAGUACGUCUCUCUUUCACAGACUUCUUGUCAAGGUAUAAAGAUUUGGCUGAUACAGCAGCAGGAGAGAAGAAGAAGUUGUCUGCCAAGGAGAGAUGUCGUCUUGUUCUUCAGCAGUGUAAAUUACAAGGCUGGCAGAUAGGAGUCCGAAAAGUGUUUCUUAAGUACUGGCAAGCUGACCAUCUCAACGAUUUGUGCCUUCAGCUUCAGAAGAAAAUUAUAACCUGCCAAAAAGUUAUAAGAGGAUUUCUAGCUCGCCAGCACUUGCUACAGAAGAUGAGCAUCAAACAGCAAGAGGUCACCUCAGUCAAAAGCUUCUUGCAGAACGCAGAGGAUAUGGGAUUGAAAACAUAUGAUGCCUUGGUCAUUCAAAAUGCUUCUGACAUUGCUCGGGAAAAUGACCGGCUCCGCAAUGAGAUGAACACUGCUUAUCAGAGGGAAAAGUUAGAAUCUAGAAACAGACCAGAAGAAGGUCACAAAAGGUAAGAUGAGAAGACAUCUAUGAAGCAUUUCCAUUCGUGCUCUGUCCCUGUCCCCAUGGCCGUGGAUGGCUUGGUACAGUCUGCGGCUGGGUCAUCCAUCAGAUCCCCCUCCCUACACUCUGUGUUCAGCAUGGACGAUAGCAAUAGCCUGCCAUCACCAAGGAAACAGCCUCCUCCCAAACCAAAGAGGGACCCCAACACACGACUCAGUGCUUCAUACGAGGCUGUUAGUGCCUGCUUGUCAGCAGCUUCUAAGGAGACGGCUAAUGAAGUACUGACCCGUCCAAGGCCACAUAGUGAUGACUAUAGUACCAUGAAAAAAAUACCUCCUAGAAAACCAAAACGCAGUCCCAAUACAAAGCUGAGUGGCUCUUAUGAAGAAAUACCUGGCCAAAAGCCUGGGGAUGUAAAGCAGACAAGCACAGUAGCUAAACCAGGUGGCUAUGACACUGUGACUGUACAGAGAGUGCUUUCUGCUGAUGGACCACAACAUGGUGUGUUAAAUCUCUACAUGUCACAAGAAGAGGAGGAAAAUGAACCAGUCUAUAUCGAAAUGGUAGGGAAUGCAAUGAAAAGCGGUUCUGCUGAAGCAGAAAGUCCAGAACAAGGAGAGUCUGUAUAUGAAGAAAUGAAGUAUUUUCUACCAGAAGAAGUAAGCAAUGGCAAUGGAGUAAUUCCGGUAGCUUCUGGAUCUCCUCCUCUGUUUUUUGAAAAUGGAAACAGUCAAGCAGCUUUGAUCUAUAAAGACUCAUGUGACAUUCCAGCCCCUUUCCCUAACUUGCUCCCUCACAGGCCACCACUUCUUGUAUUUCCUCCAACCCCUGUCACGUGUUCACCUGCUUCUGAUGAAUCACCUCUAACACCUCUAGAAGUCAAAAAGCUUCCUGUCUUGGAAACCAACCUAAAAUACCCUGUGCAGUCAGAAGGCUCAAGUCCAUUAUCACCACAGUACUCUAAAAGCCAGAAAGGGGAGAAUGACCGACCAGCAUCUCCAGGCUUGGCCGUGUUCAAUGUUACCAGCAAAGUGACUCCUCCUUCCACACCACCUCCUCCUCUCCCACCACCCCCUCCUCCUGUACCACCUCCUAUUUCCUACCGAGCUUCCACACAUUUUGCAUUUCCUCCAGAGACUUGUGCUAGUUUUCUGAUUAAUACAGGGAAAACAGGUGCAAGCUCAGAUCUGUCAAAAAUUCCUCAGAGACCAAACCCUGCUCAGCUUGGAUGCUCAUCAUCUCCAUUCUCCAAACUGCCGUACUCCCCAAAGGUGGCAAGAGCAGAUCACAGGAAAUUGAACUCUAAUUCAUCAUCUUCAUUUCCGUAUAGCCCUACAAACUCAAGGUCAUUGACCAGUCCCCUUGAUGAGUUAACUAGUUUGUUCAACUCAGGACGGAGUGUGCUACGAAAAUCUGCAGCAGGACGUAAGAUCAGGGAACCAGAAGGUGAUGAAACUAAUCUGAACUUGAGGAGCAGGGAAGAUCCAAGUGCAUCAGAUAUUGCAUCAGAAACCCAGGAUAAAAAUGCAAAUAACCAUGGAACUCAGUCAUCUAAUCCAUUGUCCAGUUCUGUGACUGCUGAAAAUGGAAAUUCAGUAUCAAAUGGUCUACCAGAGGAAAAUGAAUAUUCAAGACUGUCAGCCAGCACUACGGCAGGCUCGUCGAUUCAAAGACAUAGGGAGAGCCACACUAGUCAGGUUAUUCAUCAGCUUAGGCUUUCAGAGAAUGAGAGUGUGGCUCUGCAAGAGCUUCUAGAUUGGAGGAGAAAGCUGUGUGAAGAGAGAGAAGACUGGCAGCAAAUCUUGCACAACACUGAGCAAAGAAUCACAGCCCCACCUCCACCCCCUUGUAAAAAGCCAACACUGCUGAAGAAGGUUGAAGAUACCUCCUGCAACAGACUCUCUUCAGGCAUAUGGGAUACCACCAUGUGAUUCAGACGUGUGUUUGCAGACUGUUAGGAAUGAAAGCAUCUAAUGACUUCAAUCUGCACAAUCAGCAAGUUUUCUUCCCUUCACAGAGAGUGCAGGGAUUUUUUAUAAGCACUCAUUCAAGAGCACAGGAUGGAGGAGCUACUUAGAUCUGUCAUGUGUGUGUGCAUGUGUAUGUUUGUUCUUUUCAUGUAUAUAUACACACAUACACAUAUAUAUGUACAUCUGUGAAUAUAUAUAUGUAUGUAUGUAUAUAUAUACAUGGAGACAAACUGCACUAUGAGUACUUAGUUUAGAAGUACUAGACAGUCACUUAGAGUUCUCCUGUGGACAGUGAAGAAACUAUGUUAAGCAAACGAUGAUGGGGAGAAGUGACUGACAGGCAUUUUGGAGCAAUCAGAAAGUCUGUGUGCACACUGUACAGCUGUUUUAUAUAAUACAUAUAUAUGAUGUUUCUUGUUCCC